Messenger RNA from Rotaria sordida, 510 nucleotides. Lineage: Eukaryota; Metazoa; Rotifera; Eurotatoria; Philodinida; Philodinidae. The record is from the annotation of a GenBank genome assembly.
AUGGAAGGCUUACCAGCAGCCAAAGUUACCAUUGUUAAGAAAAAUAACCAACGAAGCAGUUACUAUUCUGAUUUUAGAGACCUAAGUAGAAAUAUUCAUGUCACUCAUGUCAAACGAGUGGAAUCAACUGCAUCAGGAGUAAUAAAGAAGACAAAACUUAUUGGCUUGAAUGUAGUAGGUCCUGAAGCUUCUCCACAAAUAUUUUUUCCUGAAAAGACACGUAAUCGACCAGAACCAACGAAAUCAAUAGUGAAUGGGUCACGAUCUGAAACUAUUAGAUCUACUUUAUAUCCUUUAUCGCAUAUGCACUCGAUACAGACAAUGACAUCUCUGAGUCAUCUUGACUCAUUCAAUCUUGUGACUCCUUCGAAAACUACAAUAUCAACGAUCACAACUACAGAUACAUCAACAAUAUCAACUACAGAUACAUCAACAAUAUCAACUACAGAUACAUCAACAACAUCAACUACAGAUACAUCAACCACAAGCAAGUAUCUAUGUUAUUACUGA